Molecule: messenger RNA, 3968 nt
Organism: Numida meleagris (helmeted guineafowl)
Lineage: Eukaryota; Metazoa; Chordata; Aves; Galliformes; Numididae
Gene: SLC25A24
Product: solute carrier family 25 member 24
Exons: 10
Coding region: 200-1627 (475 amino acids)
Biological process (GO): transmembrane transport
Cellular component (GO): mitochondrial inner membrane
Molecular function (GO): ATP transmembrane transporter activity; calcium ion binding
Source: RefSeq, a predicted model, not a curated record
AGCGGCCAUUUCACGGCGCCGCGCGCGGCCGCGUCCCGCCUCUCGCAGCCGCCUCGGGCGGGGCGGUGCCGCUGCCUUCCGUCGUGCCGUGGGAUGGGCCCGCCCCGCUCCUCCUCCUGCGGCCCCGCCCGCCCGCGCCCAACCCCGGGGAGCCGAGCGGGUGCGUGCGGCCGUCCGCUGCGCCCCGCACCGCCGCGCCAUGCUGCCGCUCCUGCGCCGCCUCGCGCUGCCCGCCGCCUGCGACGGGAGCCGGGAUGGCGACUCGCGGUACGCCAACCUCUUCAAGAAGCUGGACCUCAACGAGGAUGGAAGGGUGGAUAUCGCCGAGCUCCAGACGGGCCUCCAGGCCAUGGGCAUCCCGCUGGGCAAGGAGGCGGAGGAGAAAAUCUUUAAAGCUGGAGACACUAACCAGGAUGGGCAGCUAGAUUUUGAAGAAUUUAUGCAGUAUCUUAAAGAUCAUGAGAAGAAAAUGAAACUGGCGUUUAAGAGCCUGGACAAAAACAAUGAUGGAAAAAUUGAACCAUCAGAAGUUGUCCAGUCCCUCAAGAUACUGGGUAUAAACAUUUCAGAAAAACAAGCACAGAAGAUCCUGCAAAGUAUUGAUGCUGAUGGAACAAUGUCAGUAGAUUGGAAUGAGUGGAGAGAUCAUUUUAUGUUUAACCCUGCCACGGACAUAGAGGAAAUAAUCCGAUAUUGGAAACAUUCCACUGUGCUGGAUAUUGGAGAUAGUUUGACUGUUCCAGAUGAGUUCACAGAGGAAGAGAAAAAGAGUGGACAGUGGUGGAAGCAGCUCUUAGCAGGAGGAGUGGCUGGUGCUGUCUCUCGAACAGGUACAGCACCUUUAGAUCGUCUAAAAGUAAUGAUGCAGGUCCAUGGUUCAAAAUCCAACAAAAUGAAUAUUGCCAGUGGUUUUAAGCAAAUGUUGAAGGAAGGUGGUGUUCGAUCCCUCUGGAGGGGAAAUGGUGUAAAUGUUGUGAAAAUAGCUCCUGAGACAGCUAUUAAGUUCUGGGCUUAUGAACAGUAUAAGAAGAUACUCACUAAGGAUGAUGGAAAUUUAGGCACCAUUGAAAGAUUUGUAUCUGGUUCUUUAGCCGGAGCAACAGCACAAACUUCUAUUUAUCCCAUGGAGGUUUUAAAGACGAGAUUGGCUGUGGGUAAAACAGGACAAUAUUCUGGGAUGUUUGACUGUGCUAAGAAGAUCUUGAAAAGAGAAGGUGUAAAGGCCUUCUACAAAGGCUAUAUUCCUAACAUUUUGGGUAUAAUUCCUUAUGCUGGCAUUGACCUUGCUGUUUAUGAGCUCUUAAAGACUACGUGGCUAGAACACUAUGCGUCAAGUUCUGCUAACCCAGGGGUUUUUGUGUUGUUGGGAUGUGGUACUGUUUCCAGCACAUGUGGGCAGUUAGCCAGUUACCCUCUUGCUCUUGUCAGAACACGCAUGCAGGCUCAAGCCUCGGUGGAAGGAGCGCCACAGCUAAACAUGGUCGGUCUCUUUCAAAGAAUUAUUGCUGCAGAAGGAAUCCAAGGACUUUACAGGGGCAUAGCCCCUAAUUUUAUGAAAGUUCUUCCAGCUGUCAGUAUCAGUUACGUUGUGUAUGAAAAAAUGAAGCAGAAUUUAGGAAUAGCAUGAAAGUAAGGAAAUAGGUGAGGUAUUUCUAACUUGGUUGGAAUUAUCAGAACAAAAAUGAUUUCUCAAGUAAUCUGUUUUUACAAUUAGAGACGUUGUGGAGAGAUGCUGCAACUUCUGUUUUUAUCCUCAAGUGGGAGGAAACUUUCUUGAUUUCUAGUUCACCAUUUGUAAACAGAUACCUAUAUCGCACUUUAAUGUCACUGAAUUGAGAAAAAAGAGCCUGUAUCUUUAAAUCAACUGUAUGUCUAUAUAUUCAUAUAAUCAUGCAUAUUUUAUUCUUGCUUUUGUCUUCUCUAACUGAAUUUGUCUCAGAUGAAACCAAAGGUAGAAGUUCAUACUGCCUUGACACUGAACAGAUGAAAGUGACUUUGUUUUGUCAUGCUGCCUGUCCUCAAGCCAUUCACAGCAUUUUGCACUUGUAGAAGUAAGCACUUACUACCAUUAUUUUUGAAGACAAUCUAAGUUCUGAAAAAUGUUACCUUAGAUACAGAAAGGGAUAGAGUAACACAUUAAAUGUAGCCCGCCACCUUCAUCUUCAAGCUAACCUGUUUUUUCUUUGAAGAAUAUGAGCCUGAGAAACUACUGUUCCAUGGUAUCUGAAAUACCUCAAUUGAUUUACAUGACGUUUUUGUAAUGUGGUCGAUGAUUUUGAUAUCUUGCUUCUUUGGACCUGCUUUUGCACUUGUAAAUGCUAGCAUGACAAGCUUUAGAUUACAGUUGCAUGUUUUAUAGAAUCACAAUAUAUAGAAACAGAAAAAGCUACUGGGUUACUGGAUCCAUUCCUACAAGUUUAAGUUCCUGUUUAAAAAUGAGAUGAAGGAUCUGGUAUUAAGCUAAUAAUGAAUUAGCUAUUGGCUGUGUUAGAAGAAAUAAACAGAAUGAAAAAGACAAGAACUCAAACACAUCAUAGCUGCCUUGAAGAGCAAAAUGCUUCUUGUUCAGGACUCACAGUUUCUUCCCUUACUCUCAAAGGGUUACAAUCCCCUACGUGCUUUUAACGAAUAAGGGAUUGUGUUAUUGUGUAAAGUUUUUAAAGGCUUGUCAUGAAGGAUAAAUCCGCUUACCCUCGCAGUCUUCUGUGUGCUGUGUGUGCUGACUGUGUAUGAAAUUUAGGUCAUAAAAUACUGAAGCAUUUUGUCUGAGUGACCAAAUGGAACUGUGGAUCUCUAAUGUCCAUCAGGUUCACAUUAACAAAGCAAGUGAAGCACAGGGAGCUUGUAAGUACUUGAGAAACAGUUCCUCAUUUAAAGAAAAAAAACAAAGCAGCACUUCCUCCAUGUGGAAAGUAGAUAUUUCCAUGUAUAAACCACUUCCUUUUUUUUUUUUCCUGGAGAAGUGUGGAACUGAGGCUGGUGGUGUGAUUUUUUUUUCCAGUUGCCUUCAGACCCAGAUACUGAGGUAAGAUUAACAAUUACUGCUGAGUUCACUUGUUAUGCUUUAUCUGCAGUCUGUACGAUAUCUUAAUUCUGAAUUUACAAUAAUCCCAAAUUUAGAGAGAUUAUACUGAAUCUUGACCUUCUAAAAAACACUUUUCUUCGACCACUUCCUAAAAUUGGAUUACUGCAGGAAGACCUUGGUUCCUAUGCUAAGUUCCUGUAAGGCCUUUGAGGAUCUCUGUGUGUACACUAAGCCAAACACCCAGACAGCUUCCCCAUACAUAUGUGCACGUGUAUACACAAAAUCAAACACAACACAAAGUGCCCUUGUUCAAUGUACAAAAGACUGGGCCAUGUUCUUCAGAUGGCAGGUCAGAUGUAAAUCUGUGCUCAGUGCUUCCGUGGUUGCUGUUUUUUCUUCAUGAACUGAUACAUGACUUCAUAAGAUUUAUAUUAUAAAAUGUUUUAUCGGAUUUUAGAGAAUGACAGCUUUGGCUGUGUCUUUUGGCCUUCAAUUUGUGGAAACCUCGGUCUUUGCACUUUUUAAAAAACUGAGAAGUCAUUCUAUCAAAAUCAUCCAUAUGUACAAAGCCUUUCUGAUCUGAAUGUUUCUUGGUUUUGCCUACAUCUUUGUAUCUUGUGGGAUUUGUGAGAUCAGUGAUGUUUCCUGGUCAUUUUUUCUGACUGUGACCAACGAGCCAAUGUACUGUGUGUGUGAUGACUUCAGAAAUGUCUAUCUUCUAGACUUGGUCCUUUUUUUAUAGUGUGCAAGUGCCAUUAUGAAUAUUGAAAAUCAUGGUGGUGAUGCUUUCAAACAUUGAAAAGGUGGAGUCUUCAAAUUUCAUUUUUCAUUAUGUGCCUCUGUGAUGACUGUUCAAUUGUAUAUUCUUUGUCUCUUAAGAAAAGAAUGUUUACCUUUUUAGCUAUAUAAAACUACCAGUUUCUAAUAAAUGUUUGUUUCCUUA